Molecule: messenger RNA, 1757 nt
Organism: Corticium candelabrum
Lineage: Eukaryota; Metazoa; Porifera; Homoscleromorpha; Homosclerophorida; Plakinidae
Product: zinc finger MYM-type protein 1-like
Exons: 1
Coding region: 2-1651 (549 amino acids)
Molecular function (GO): protein dimerization activity
Source: RefSeq, a predicted model, not a curated record
AAUGCAACUCCUCAUUAUGCGUGCUGAAGACAAUCCGAGGCUCUGGAAAUGGUUAGACAAAUGCCAGGCCAAGUUCACAAGCCCCUGUAUACAAAAUGAAAUUCUCAGUAUCAUGGCAUUAAUGAUUCUGAGAGAUGUUGUUAGGAAGGUAUCGGGAAAGUGGUACACUAUCAUGGUAGAUGAAACUACAGAUUUGUCCAAUACUGAACAAAUGGUCUUCUGUCUUCGAUACGUAGAUGAUGAUCUGGAAGUCCAUGAGGAAGUAAUAGGGCUGUAUAGCUUAGACUCAACUUCUGCUGACUCUAUACUAGCAACAGUUCAAGAUAUCCUGUUACGCAUGAAUCUAAGGAUUGACCAUUGCCGAGGCCAGUGCUACGACGGCGCUAGUAACAUGGCAGGAGCGAAGUCAGGCGUUGCAAAAAGACUAAAUGAUCUAGAGCCCCGUGCGUUGUACACACACUGCUAUGGUCAUGCAUUAAACCUAGCGACUCAGGAUGUGUUGAAAGGUAUCAAGGUCAUGCGAAGUGCUCUGGAGACCGUACAUGAAAUUACUAAGUUGAUAAAAAAAUCACCCAAACGUGAAAGCAUCUUCAAGAAGUUUAAAGAUGUUGUCACUGCUGGCUCUCCAGGACUACGGAUUCUUUGUCCUACACGAUGGACGGUCAGGGCUGAGGCAUUAACGUCAAUAUCUGAAAACUACACUACACUUCAGAUGACUUGGGAUGUGGCAAAAGAAGCCACAAAGGAUACUGAGAUGAGAGCUAGAAUUGGAGGAAUCGCUUUGCAGAUGGACACAUUUGACUUCGUUUAUGGUGUUGAACUUGGAAGAAAGCUGCUGAACAUAGUGGACAACCUGUCCCGAUCCUUACAGAGUUCUACUAUUUCAGCAUGCGAAGGCCAAAAGCUAGUCAGUACUACAACAACAACUAUCCAGUCAAUGAGAUCUGAUGAGUGCUUUGAUAUAUUUUGGAAGUACGUUGAACGCAAAAGAUUGUCACUUCAAGUGCCAUCCCCUACCCUUCCACGACGUAGGAAAGUUCCAAGACAAUUCGAGGUAGGAGAAGGUGCAACAGUACAUCCAGUAGAAGUGAAGGAGAUCUAUCGAAGGGCUUACUUUGAGGCCAUUGACUUGAUUUUAGCAGCAGUCAAAGAUAGAUUUCAUCAGAAAGGAUUCAACAUGUUACAGAAAUUAGAGACAGUUGUAACUUCUCUUCAGCAACCCCAGCAAUCGGAAGCACUGAAAGAGAUUGUCAAUUUUUAUGGUGAUGAUUUCAGUCACCCAGACCGACUUCAAACACAGCUCACUCUUCUUCAUGCAGGUACUGAACAGCCACUGACGGAUGUACGGUCUCUGGUCGUAUACCUCAAAUCCUUAAGCAGUGCAGAAAGACAGUUUUUUUCUGAAGUCAUCAAAGUAGUCAAGCUCAUUCUGGUAAUGCCGGCAACAAACGCCACAAGUGAAAGAAGUUUUAGUGCUCUCCGUAGACUCAAGACAUGGCUACGUUCUACAAUAAGUGAAUGUCGUCUCAACUGGUCUAUGAUACUCCAUAUCCAUAAGGACAAAACUGAUGCAUUACCAAUAAAAGGUGUUGCGAAUGAGUUUGUUACACGUAAUGAAAGCAGAAGACGACUAUUCGGACACUUUGAUUAAACUCUUUUGAAUUAGUAAAUGUAGUGUUGUGUUGUACGCGUACUGCCUAUCCCUUAAUGUAUCAAAGAUUUGAAAUACAAGUCUCAAAUUCUGGGGGGGCUUGAGC